GUCCAGUGCACAAACUGUCAACAGACCCAGACCCCCCUGUGGCGCAAGAAUGAUCGUGGUGAGCCAUUAUGUAAUGCAUGUGGACUUUACGCCAAGUUGCACCAAAAGGACCGACCGGUUGAAAUGCGCAAGACAACCAUCCAACGCAGGCGUAGG
Phycomyces blakesleeanus NRRL 1555(-) is the source of this 156-nucleotide messenger RNA. Its product is annotated as GATA-type zinc finger transcription factor. The annotation marks the transcript as partial. Gene Ontology annotation, molecular function: RNA polymerase II cis-regulatory region sequence-specific DNA binding; zinc ion binding; DNA-binding transcription factor activity, RNA polymerase II-specific. The record is from RefSeq and is a predicted model, not a curated record. Gene Ontology annotation, biological process: positive regulation of transcription by RNA polymerase II; negative regulation of transcription by RNA polymerase II. The transcript has a single exon. Lineage: Eukaryota; Fungi; Mucoromycota; Mucoromycetes; Mucorales; Phycomycetaceae.